This is a messenger RNA of Haliotis rubra (blacklip abalone), 3689 nucleotides long. Its product is annotated as sodium-dependent noradrenaline transporter-like. Gene Ontology annotation, cellular component: membrane. The record is from RefSeq and is a predicted model, not a curated record. The coding region runs from base 306 to 1589 and encodes 427 amino acids. NCBI's taxonomy places the organism in Eukaryota, Metazoa, Mollusca, Gastropoda, Lepetellida, Haliotidae. The transcript is spliced from 13 exons. Gene Ontology annotation, biological process: sodium ion transmembrane transport.
UUUGCUCAAGUCACAGAACAUCAAAAUAACCAGAAAAUGUUGAAUGCACCAAAUGAAUAUGGGUAUAUUUGUUCAUUGUAAUGCAACAUGACCUCAUAGAAAAGGGAGGCAUGCAAUAGUUUCAGUCAUGUGACCUGAAAUGUCGUUGUUAGUCUAUAUUUAACCGGAUUGUCGGUAGCGGGACCAGUUUGCCUGGGUGGACUCGUAUGUAAGACGCAUGUACAUUCGCCGUACGGUUGUUCAGUUGAAGUCGUAGAUCAUUUGUUCGUCUGAAGGGAAAGUUGAGUUGAGGUGAAUACGACACUAUGGCUGAGAUAGCGAUGGGAAGAAUGGAGGAUCAAAAUCAUGGAGUAACUCGUGAAGAGGACCACUCCAGAGAGACAAACCAUCCAUCACAACUAACAGAGCCGGUUCAACCAUCAACCUUCCAUCCACCACCACCAUCUUACCAACCUCCACUGUCAACACAGAUGCUGCCGAAUGCGGGUCACGGACAUGUGACUAGUUUUGUUCUCGAGGCUGAAACAAAUGACUGCACUGGGUUUCAACGGGAACGUUGGACAUCCAAUGUUGAAUUUAUUGCGUCAGUGCUAGCAUUCAGCAUUGACUAUGGAACAUUUACUGUACUUCCCUAUUUGAGCAGCAACUAUUCAGUUGCCUUCAUGACAGUCUACUCCACCUUCUAUUUCAUCCUCGGAGUGCCCAUCCUGUACAUGGAUCUGAGCCUUGGACAAUUCAGUAGCAGAGGACCAGCCCACAUCUGGAAUCUUUGUCCACUGUUCAGAGGAAUAGGCGUUGGGAUGAUGGUUUGCUCCGCCAUAUACCUUCCCGUAAUCACUUUGUUUUCAUCGUGGUCUCUGUACUACGUGGUUCAGUCGUUCUCCUCCAUUCUGCCCUGGUCGAACUGCAACAACGCUUGGAACACGCCAACAUGCUUCAAUAGUACCAGUGCUGGCCCGGCCGAACAAUACUUUAAAAACAGAGUUCUACAGGUGUCUGAAUCCUCCGGAAUAGACGACAUGGGAGGUCUCCAGUGGGAGCUGGUUGGCUGUUGUGCUGGCUUGUCAGUUGUAGUCUUCUUUGCUUUGUUUUGGGGAGUCAAGGUUCUUGGGAAGGUUGUCUGCACAACAAUGCUUCUGAUAUGUGUAUUGACACUGGUUCUGUUCAUCAGAGCAAUGACGCUUCCUGGAUCUUCAGAUGGAUUAGCAUAUCUUUUUACACCGUCUUUAUAUGAACCAAAGGUUACAAGGAUUUAUUUCUGGUUGUCGGCCUUCUUCUGGGCCAUGCUCCAUGUUGGGAUGUCAUCGGGACUCGUGAACAAUCUUGCAAGCUACAGACACUUCAAAUCCUCUGCGUUAAGGGACUCCGUUAUAAUAUGCAGUGUCGGUGCUGUUGGUCGUUUGCUCGCAGCCUUGAUGAUGAUGAGCCUCGCCGGGGCUCUGGCCAACACAAAACAAUCGUCGAUAUACAAUGUCGGACUUUCAGGCAUCAGGGGCGCAUUUGAUUUGCUCCCGGAGCUGUUCCUCAUCUACCGGCGUCCCAGUUCUGGAGUUUUGCUUACUUCUUUAUUCUUCUUCUUGUCGGAUUGAAUUCUCAGUUUGUAUAUGCAGACAUGAUCAUCACAGCUGUAGUUGACAGCCUGCCACGCCGAUCUCGCAUGAUAAGAAUCAUGGUUACUGUGGUUACCUGCAUUGCAACCCUCCUGCUGACGCUUCCAUAUUUGGCUAAAGGAGGGGUUAUUUUGAUGACACUGGUUGACUCUUACCUAUAUAUAGUGUCAAUAUAUAUUCUUGGUAUCCUUCAAUUCAUUACAGUUGGAUGGAUAUACGGCAUGGGUCGGCUGGUCAGGGAUAUUGAGAUGAUGACUGGCACUCCACCUCCAAUAGUCAUCAAGUUCAUCUGGUGUUUCAUCCUUCCGCCCGUCUUCCUGAUUUUCCAGGUGAUAUCCUUUGUCAAUUACACUCCUCCAUCGUUCUACGCCAUGGAUUCAAGAGAGAUCCGUUAUCCAGUGUGGGCCCACGUAAUGGGGUGGUUCAUAGCGCUGGCUCCACUGGCACUAGUAGCCGUGUUUGUAUUGCUGGCACUUGUCCCUUCCUCUCAGUAUUUGUUACGCCCGCGACGAGAAUGGGGACCUGCUGAAGAUAACUACAAGAGGCAAUAUGACAGUCAGCGCCAGGACAAUAUAACAUUCAUGGAAAAAAUCACCCCAGUAUUCACGAACUGAUGUCACCGGACCAUGUCUCCCUACGUUUUCUUUAUCAAAAAUAAGGUGUACAAAUGCAAUUGAUUAAACCUCGAAAUUUUAUAAUUCAACAUUAUACCUAUGAAAUUUCAAAUUAAAAUAUUGUUUUUAGUUUCAACAACAUCAGUAAAUGCACCAUCGUGUCACUAGAUUGCGUGAGCGGCAUGUGCUACGGGUAAUCAAGGACAUGUUUACCCAUUUGGCGAAUACCUGAUGCCAAUGCUGAGUAUUGUUGAUCUAUUCGUAGUGACCUCUUGCGACCAAUGAAAUCUCUUUCCACAAAAUAUGGAGACUGAUUUGUCCCUGUGUUAACGCGUCAUAAAAAUAUUACUAUUCAGUAGUGUCAGAGAUUGUAAACCAAUAUAUGAUCCCUGGUAGAAAUGCAGUACUUUCUUCAAAAGAAGGCAACUUUCCCAAAUCAAAACCAUGUCCAUACGAACAUGGACUAUGUUACUUUCUCCCCUGUUGCGCAUGUAAAAUCGUUUAUCUCUAUACGUGCACUUGUGGUUUUUAAAAAGCACGUGACUAUGUUAUGCUUGUAUUUGUGUUGCCAUUGUUUAUUGUUUCCUUCUAUUUUUGUUAUUUUUGUUGAGGUGAUGGAAAGGUUGGGCUAGUAUUGUUUGUAUUCUAGUGGUUUUUUUUUAAAAUAACUUCUCAAAACAUUCCAGUGAGUAAUUAGCAGUAUGUAGGCCGUAGAUAAUAACAUAAAUAUAAAGGUAACUAAGUGCAAAAUCUGCGGCUUUAUGAGUAUAAUUCAUUCAUUCAAGACUUUGAACCAAUCAGUCCAACUGUCAUUGGAUCCACUGACAACCCAAGUAAAUUUAACCAAUAUAAGGUUUUAUUGCAUGUAAUUUAUUGAUACUUCCCUGGGUGUCCCAUUUUUUCUGCCUCAGAUCACGGAUGUAAGUACUAAAGUACUCACGGAAUUAGAAAUACAAUGGUGUUUAGCGUUUAUUUGUUUUAUACAUUAUUUAAGAUAGAGCUUUAACAAAUAUUUUAAGAACUAUGUUUUUCCCAACUAGGGCUUUUAAUUUAGUCCUCUAAUUAUCAUCCAAAAUACCAUUUUACAGAUAAUAUAACAAAAAAUUGCAUAUUAUCAACAAGUUUAGAAACAUGUUAUUACUUACGUCGCAUUCAACAACGGGUGGUAACAACUACCCGCAGCACUGUUUAGACGGGAAGAUGCAUUUGCUCGUGUUUUGUCAUAGCCGUUGUCCAAUUGACAAUCAAAUGCAUGAAUAGACUCGUAAAUAUAGUAUACGUAAACUUUCAACAAGAGUUCUGAGAAAAUCAAUUAUUCUAAAUAUCAAUUAGGAUACAAGAAGUAAAGGAUGAAUGGUAUAUGACUUUUUCAUAAAAGAAUAUUAUGUACGCGAACCUAUGGAGAGUACAUCUCAUUUGCAUACUGUAGCUUGCAUCAGAAACAUACAUUUUGAUUUCGAAGGUG